Molecule: messenger RNA, 690 nt
Organism: Psilocybe cubensis
Lineage: Eukaryota; Fungi; Basidiomycota; Agaricomycetes; Agaricales; Agrocybaceae
Exons: 3
Coding region: 1-690 (229 amino acids)
Source: RefSeq, a predicted model, not a curated record
AUGCUGCGUCCUGAACCUACAGAAGAAUUAAUUGCCGAAACUAAGGCGGACGGUAUGGUACCCAUCAGCACACAGAAACCAAAACUGCAAAACGAUACCGAUUCUGAAGACGAAGGAGAACACGUUAUAUCGGCGUUUGGAGACAUUUCGUUGUCCAAUAUAGAUUUUCUUCCUGGACCACCCUCUGGAUUGUCACCGACUCCAAAACCAUGUCGGGGGAUUAUAUCUAACGACGUUAUGGACCAACAGCCCCCUGCACCAACUCUACGCCGCAAGCGACCACUUGGCCCCGUGAAAGCAAGUAUGCGAAAGAAAGAGCCGACUUUUGAAAUGAUGGUGCAGGAAAUGCAAAAAUCACGGAGGAUAUCGAGACCUUCUGACAUACCCUCUAAUGGUAAUGGAAGUCUUUUGACAGACUUGAAGAAUUUCGGACCAGAGGCGGUGAUAGCAAGAGUAGACGCGGUGAUAUCCAGCGCUGGCUCGCACGAAGGAGUCCAAAAUAACGCGCCUCCUAAGACAUCACUGACAGCAAAGGCGUGUGCAGGUGUGCCGGAUGAAAAUGGGGUAGGGCCCGUGGUCGCCGCCAACCAACCGAAGAAAAACGGAUUGCGGGGAAACGCCAAGCUGCCCAAACGCCUUCCCAUUCCCCGAUGGGAUGUUGAUAACGAAUCGGUUAAUCAUGGGUGUUAA